AUGAUUAAAUUUAAUCUGCUCCGAUUGACAGCUAUCCUGCUGUUGUCAUUUCAGAGCUCCCUUUGGAAAUCAAAAGCAUGGCGGUUGCCCAAAUUGCAGCUCUCCAGGUACUUAAAAGAUUUUUCCGAUUGGACAUUACAUGGAAGGAACAUAUUCUUCAAAAGGAAUGUUAGCGAGUACCAGAAUUGGCAAAAGGGGGUAAAAGGGGAAGAGAGAAUGUUAGCAGGAAAGGAAGAAGAGAAGCAAAAACGCCAGAAAGUAGAACGAAAAAUAAAACGUAAAAGGAGCAACGAAACAAAGAAGGUCAAUCAGGAGGGCAAAGAAAAGGACCCAAAAAGGGUUAUCCAGGGGACACCCAAAAAGGGAAAAAUAACUGAAAAAAAGGAAGAGGCAAAUGAGGGCGAAGACGCAAAGUGUAUAAAUAAGUAUAAAGCGGAAGACAAAGCCAAGGAUGAAGAAAACCAAGACGGAGACUUAAAACUAGGCGAAGGCGAAAUCCGAAGCAGUAAAAAACCCAACGCAGUGAGCCAUCGAUUGCCUUUCGAAUGCGAAGAGCUUCACAUUCCGGAAGGCCUAAAUAUAAACCAGGCGAUGAAACGCAUUCACUCCGUGCACUUUAUUUUUAUAAGCCAAAAAAAGGCGUGCACUAUAUUUUGUUGUCACUGUAAAUACAAGAAGGAAAUGUUUCACCAUAUGGUAGACGAAAUAUGGGAAGCAUACAAAGAGACCGCCUUAAAAGAAAGGGUACCAGAAGAAAUUCAAGUGAAGCUCUGGAUGGGAUGUAAAGACGAACUUAUGGAUGAUGUGGAAUAUAUGGAACAGAUUUCUAAAAAACAUCUCUAUCCGAUUGUUAAAAAAAAUGUUAUAGUGAGAAGAAAUUUUGACGAAUUUGUGAAGCGCUUUAACAUAUGGUGGGAUGCCACUAUGGAAAAGAAGAAGAACCUGUGGAUGGCACUUUUGAAAGAGAAAAUUGAAAGUUACAAAUCGGAAAGUAUGCCAACGUAG
Molecule: messenger RNA, 1005 nt
Organism: Plasmodium vivax (malaria parasite P. vivax)
Lineage: Eukaryota; Apicomplexa; Aconoidasida; Haemosporida; Plasmodiidae
Product: RAD protein (Pv-fam-e)
Exons: 2
Coding region: 1-1005 (334 amino acids)
Source: RefSeq, a predicted model, not a curated record